CGGCGCGGCGUCCUGUUACUCUGACGACACGUUUCGGCGCUUCCCAGUAGUUUGCCAUUCUCAAAGCCAGCACCAUCACCGGGAAUGGGCAGACACGUCUUCCGUGCCGUACAGACGUUCGAUUACGCCGAGGAAGCGAUAGACAGUGGAAAUGACCUGAACGAAGCCACGACAUGCUCUGUAAUCACGAGACACAUGAAGGAGUACGCCAAGGACUUCUGCAGUACGAAGACUCUGAAGAGAAGAUUCCCCGUGAUCGAGUGGUUGCCUCGCUACAGCUGGAACUACCUGCUACACGACAUACUUGCUGGUUUCACUGUGGGGCUCACUGCCAUUCCGCAGGGAAUUGCUUACGCAGUCGUAUCUGGUCUUGAGCCACAGUAUGGUCUGUAUGCUGGCAUCAUGGGGGCAUUUUUGUACAUUCCCUUUGGAAGCUGCCACAAUCUCGUCAUUGGGCCGACUGCUAUCCUCGCGCUUAUGGUGCAGAGCUCGGUGUCCAGCUACGGUCCUGACAUAGCUAUCCUCCUUACUUUCCUGACUGGCUGCAUCAUUGCCCUUUUGGGACUUUUACAUUUAGGCUUCCUUGUGGACUUCAUAUCCGUGCCAGUAACUUCAGCCUUUACUUCGGCUGCUGCUCUCAACAUAGCUUCGUCUCAGCUGAAAGGUCUCCUGGGUAUUGGAGGAAAAUCUGAUAGCUUUCUUGAGUCGUGGAUAAAUGUUGUCAACAACAUUGAGCAGACUCAGCUGUGGGACGUUGUACUCGGCGUAUCAACCAUAAUCGUACUAGUCUUUCUACAGAAAAUAAAUGAAUUUGACAAAAAGCGAGACCUGUCUGGUAGUGGUACAGCAAGAAAGGCAUUUAGUAAGGCACUGUGGUUCCUAUCACUUGGCCGCAAUGCAAUUGUUGCUGUGAUUGGAACAGGCUUAGGCUAUGCACUUUUCAAAGAUGGAGAAGCUCCUUUUAAGCUAACAGGUGACAUUGGACAAGGCUUGCCCCCAUUUGAGCUUCCACCUUUUUCAACACAGUUUAACAACAACACUUAUGAUUUCUCACAAAUGACAGCAGCACUUGGUCCAACAAUUGCAACCCUUCCUGUUGUAUCUAUCUUGGAGACUGUUGCCAUUGCUAAGGCAUUCUCCAAAGGUAAAGCAUUUGAUGCCACACAAGAGUUACUUGCCUUGGGGAUUUGCAAUGUUGCUGGUGGAUUUGUUAGAAGCAUGCCAAUAACUGGAUCUUUCACUCGUACAGCUGUAAACAAUGCCUCAGGAGUAAAGACAACAUUGGGAGCACUUUUUACAGGAAUUUUGAUUCUCUUGGCAUUGAGCUUCCUGACAUCUACAUUCUACUUCAUACCUAAAGCAACAUUAGCUGGAAUUAUCAUCACAGCAAUGUAUUUCAUGAUAGAUGUUGCAAUAUUAAACUUGUUAUGGAAAACAAAGAAGCUGGAUCUUAUACCCUACAUUGUCACAUUUUUUUGCUGUAUAUUCCUUGGUCUGGAAAUGGGAAUUGGAAUUGGAGUUGGAGUUAACUUACUGUUCCUGUUGUACGAUUCAGCUCGGCCCCGGUUAUUAGUAGAUGAAAUGGAUGUCUGUGAUCAGAAGGUGCUGCUGCUGUCACCACAGCAGAACUUGAGGUUUCCUUCUGCAGAACACAUCCGUGAAGUUGUUGUAAACAUCUGUGCAGAAUCUCCUCCAUCAUCUGUUGUGCUUGAUGGUAGUUUAGUGGGACAGAUUGACACAACUGUUGCCAAGGUGUUAAAAUUACUUUGUCAGGAUCUGAAGAAUCGAAGUGUGAGCUUUUAUCUGUGGAGGUGGAACAGGCAAACAGAAAAGUCAUUUCUAGGUGUAGAUAUGAAAAUGGGGUCAUAUUUCACCCAUGCAGACACACUUGAGGAUAUAUUCAAAGUUUCAGACAAAGCAAAUGAGAAGGGGGACACAGUGACAGAGCCUCCAGGAAAUUCUGGUGAACCAUAGAAGUUCUUAGUGAAUACCUGAUUUCCUACAUUGGCACUAUAGCAGCCUAAUCAGAAGGGAUGGAGAAGAAGCAAAACUGAGUUUGAGUGUAUCUUGACUGAACAGAACAGUUUAUACAUGAGCCAGUUUUAGAAGCAAUUCUCAGGGAAGAUGGUGUCAUCUGUGAGAAGUAAACAUCCUAGCAUUUUGGGAUUGGCUGACUUUAACGUAGGCUGAGAUGUAUCACUGAUUAGUUGAAUAAGAACUGCAGAAAGUUUCUGCAGUAUUUUUGCUCAGUACAAUGUUCCUUAAAUGUGAGACUUUGUAACAUGGCUUUCAGUAUUAAAUGUGGAGACUGAUAGUUAAAAUAAAUGCAGUAAAAUAAAUCGAUCAAGGAAACGGACAUCAUUAUAAUGUAAGAAUAAAGAGACAUCCAAAAUAAUUCAGUCUGUUAACUUGUAUUGUCUUAGGUUUACUUAAAAAAUAGAAAAGAAAAAAAAGAGCUUCAGUCUCUUCAUAGCCUCAGAAAACUUUCCCUUUCGAAUAAUUUCAACUGAGUUAAACCAACAUUUGAUUUGAGACAUCUGCUUUACUCUUAACUUUCAUCUGAGUUGUCAAAUUCCUAUUCUUUGUAAUUGAUUUAGUGAGUCUCAAAAUCCUUGUUGGUCUUAUUUGUUCCCACCCAACAAUAGUGCCUAUCAUUCUAUCUCCCAGACCUCACAACAAUAUUAUUGCAAUUCAGUACUUGAUAUAGUAAUUUUAGGAGUUUCUAUAAAGGUACUCUUUAGCACUCAAAAGACAUUUAAUAUUCUCCAUCAGACAUUUUGCCUGUUGACUUCUGUUUCAGGAUCUUCAGCCCACGUGUGUUUAGCAAUUUUCCCGAUAUUUUGGCAGUAUGAGUGGUUGCCACUGUCACAGGUUCACCCUCCAUUUCUGGUGGUGGAUGGCAGUUGGACCUGUGGCUGGAGGUUAUAUGUAUCUGUCAUGUUGAUGUCUGAGGAAUUGUCCCUUGUCAUUACUGCUGUGGUUCUCCCCUUGCUACCUGCAGUGGUCAUUCACUGCCAUUUAUGCUGACAAAACACCAGGAAAUUUGUCAGACAAAUGUUGGCUGAAGAUCCUGAGAUGGAAACCUACAGGGAAUACAUCAAUAAGUGGCCACAAGUGCCGCAACAAUUUUGUACUCUCUGUCAGGUUGCUGAAUACAUGUCUACUCCUGUAUCUGAUUAUUUUUCUGCACUAAUGUUAACUCCUGAAUGUUUUUGUAGCGAUUAUUGUGGUUCUAGUUUAUAUUCAUGCUUCACAUUAUUUUUUGAUUAGAGACUUAUUUUUAAAGACAAAAGGUGUUAAUGAAUAUAUGCAUUCAUAGGUAAUCAUGGAGAUAAUUGGUUUAUUUCAUGUUCUGUGAAUCAUUUAUACAAUAAUUUGUAAUUACAGGAAGAAGUUUACAGAAUGAGAUUUUCACUCUGCAGUGGAGUGUGCGCUGAUAUGAAACUUCCUGGCAGAUUAAAACUGUGUGCCCGACCGAGACUCGAACUCGGGACCUUUGCCUUUCGCAGGCAAGUGCUCUACCAUCUGAGCUACCGAAGCACGACUCAUGCCCAAGGUUAGCAAGAGAGCUUCUGUAAAGUUUGGAAGGUAGGAGAUGAGAUACUGGCAGAAGUAAAGCUGUGAGUACCGGGCGUGAGUCGUGCUUCGGUAGCUCAGAUGGUAGAGCACUUGCCCGCGAAAGGCAAAGGUCCUGAGUUCGAGUCUCGGUCGGGCGCACAGUUUUAAUCUGCCAGGAAGUUUCACAGGAAGAAGUCAUUGAAGCCACCACAGACUAUUAACUGCUUGCUCUUGUCCAACAGAUAUCACAGUAAGCAAUCCAAACUCCCCAAAAACAGUUUAAAAUUUCCUAGUGGGAUCUGUAUAAUAUUACUAUUAAAAGUGAACCAUUUUUCAGUGUUAAUUCACACUUCUAUGUGCUGAUCAAUACAAAAUCUACUAGUUUAAAUGUUUUUGAACUUGGGUUCGGUCUUAAUAAUAAUAAUAAUAAUAAU
Molecule: messenger RNA, 3992 nt
Organism: Schistocerca nitens (vagrant locust)
Lineage: Eukaryota; Metazoa; Arthropoda; Insecta; Orthoptera; Acrididae
Product: sodium-independent sulfate anion transporter-like
Exons: 12
Coding region: 85-1974 (629 amino acids)
Biological process (GO): transmembrane transport
Cellular component (GO): membrane
Molecular function (GO): sulfate transmembrane transporter activity
Source: RefSeq, a predicted model, not a curated record